Messenger RNA from Clarias gariepinus (North African catfish), 2957 nucleotides. It is a transcript of the gene letmd1, whose product is annotated as LETM1 domain containing 1. NCBI's taxonomy places the organism in Eukaryota, Metazoa, Chordata, Actinopteri, Siluriformes, Clariidae. The record is from RefSeq and is a predicted model, not a curated record. Gene Ontology annotation, molecular function: ribosome binding. The transcript has 9 exons. Gene Ontology annotation, cellular component: mitochondrial inner membrane. The coding region runs from base 40 to 1128 and encodes 362 amino acids. Gene Ontology annotation, biological process: intracellular monoatomic cation homeostasis.
GACAAGCGAGUUUUUUCUCUUUUUUUUCUCAGUUCCAACAUGGCGCUGUCCUGUGUGCGGAUGUGCCGCGAUGCUCCUCUGCCGCUUCUGCGCGGGACGCGGGGGGUCGUGCGGGUCAGCGCGGGAUUCUUCAGUCCUACAUUAACCAGCACGACACUCAGAGUCUGUUUAGCGAGGCAGUACUCAUCUUCCCAAGCGAGGUACGGCCUCGGCCAAAGCAUCGUGUCAAAGUUAAAAUGGGCGAAUGAAAAGUACGAGAGGUUUCUUCAACGACGCUUCCCUAGAUUCUUCAUCCUCUAUUCUACUUUUAUGAGAGGAUUUCGACUCUUCUUCGAGGAUGCCCGAGAAGUGCAUAGGAUCAGAAUUCGAAUUAUUAAAAACAACAUCAAUCCCCAGAAGCUGCCUUACCGUGAAAUGGAGAAGCUCAGACAGUUCCACAGAGACAUGAUCAAAGCCAUUCCCCUGGUGAUCAUCUCCAUUCCUCCUUUUGCCAACUACCUGGUGUUUCUUUUAAUGUACCUUUAUCCUCGCCAGCUUCUCAUUCGCCAUUUCUGGACGCCGCAGCAGCUCGAGGAGUUCCAGCGAGUGUAUCACGCUCAGAGGACGCAGCAUCACCAGCCGCUGCUCGACGGGUUGAAGACGACGGCGUCUCGCGUCACGCACGGGCAGCUGAAGAGCGGACUUACGGAGCUGUGCGAAAAAGUACAGAGUGGAGUUCAUCCGGUCGUGUCAGAUCUCCACGCAGUGAGAAGUUUAUUCUCAGGCCCUCCGCUGGGGAUCAGAAGGAUGGGACAGGAUCAGAUGAGAAACCUUUGCCCGCUGCUCUUCUUAACGCCCCGUCUCCCGGCGUUCUGGAUUGGCCAGCGAUUGAAUAGCCACGCCCUAGAGCUCAUGCACCUGGAUCGUGCCAUCGUCAAACUGGGACUCCAUCAGCUGAAUGACGUGGAGCUCAAAGAGGCGUGUUACGUCCGAGGGCUGAACGCGGCGCUCCUGAGUCCCGCACAGUGCCGAGACUGGCUGGCGCAGUGGCUGCAGUUCUCAUUGCACCUCAAAGAAUCCGAGACCUCACUGUAUCUGCAUGGGAUGAUGCUCCUGACGGUGAACUACCCACGAACACCACGCAGCUGAUGACAGCCUGUGUUUUCCAGCCACGCUAUCUGUUCAUCAAGUCCACAAAAACCCUCUAAUGAGGGAAACACAGAGGGCGUGAACGCGCAGCGUUAUCAGAGACGUGCCAGGCCUGUAUCAGGGUCUCCCGGUGCAGCACACACACGAGUUACAGCGUUGAGGGAAUAUGAUGGGAAUCUUAAGCUUAGUUUUUGUUUACUUCAUCAGAGUGAUUAGAGGAAUGAGUGGGAACGUUGAUGAAAGCAGCACAAUACACUGAGAUCAAACACAAGCGGGAAGUCGGCCCUCCUCGUCUUUACAUGGAACCGUCGGGUUCAUUCCACAUUUACAUAUAACUUUGAACCUCAGUAACACACAGUCUUGCAUGCAACACUUUCUCAUUCUAUCCUAAACAUACAUCUACAAACGGAUGUAUGCAAUAGGGUUUUAAAAGAAAAAAAAAAACUGUUUACAUUCUAGUUGUGGUUUUUCUGCCAGCGAUGGUUCAACCACCGUGGUGUGGUUUUUAAUUCUGGCUUGUGCUACGCUUUUUCCCUUCGUGAGUUUUUGAAGUCAUCUAGUCAUCAGAUCUGUGAUCUGAUCAAAUUUAUAAUUCGAACAAUAUUUACUGUAUAUUUAUAUUUGCAUGGGUUCCUCAAAACAACCAAAAAAAGCAUAAAUAUCAAGAAAUGUCAUUUAUUUAGAGCUGCAAGUUCUAAAAAAAAUUUUUUAUUAAUGCGAAGUUACAUCAUAGAUUUGCAAGAAAAAUAAAAUAAAUUCUAAUAAAAAAAAAGGGGGGGUGGGGAGUUUCCCUAAAUAUCAGUGCAAUGUUGAUCGAUUCUUAAGGAAGUAGUCUCUUAUUUGUACUUUAUAUGGAUUUACAGUAGAAACAGAGGAAAGAUUGAUUAAGUUACAUAUCAUGGGUCUUUCGUGUGGCAAUUCAAGAAGCAGAUUCUUUGAAGCAGAUUCUUUAAAUUCAAGGCGAAUUUUCGCAACAUUGUGACAAGCAAUGUGCAUGCUUAAUGGAUUAUGCAUUUAUUGUUUGCACUUAAACAAACACGCCUUAAAUGUUAGAUAUCAUUAAACAGACCGAUCGCUCCCCAGGGGUUUAAAAGAAAAAAAAGAAAAGAAAAAAUGAUUUAAUUCAUGUCAGCACGUCAAAGAUAGGUUGACUUCCUAUGAAAAUGUCAGAUGUGGCAACCCCGACAAGAUCAAACGAGAUUAUCACAGCUGAGUGAUUUGACAAAUACGCGAGAAUCGUUUUGAGUAGCCCACCCCCUCCACGUCCCACGGAAUGAGGUCCACGUCCCAGUUUUUAUGAGAACUUUCACAUCUUCAUGCAUUUAUCCAGACAGUUUGAAUCCUUUAGAAAGCAGUUAGAGAAAGACAUUGUGAUAAAGCGUGCAACGUGUCCGGACCCGCCAGAGACAAAGCUCUGAUGUAGACACACUGAUUUGCUCCAUGUUUUAGACCGAGCCUCUAUAAAUGUGCCUUGAUGUUAUAAAGGUAUGAUCUCUACUACAUAGAGAAUAGAACAACCUUUUAAUUCACAUAGUGUGUGUGUGUGUGUGUUUAUUGAAUGUACUAUGUGCAGUAAACCCUUUAAGUAAGGUAAAUAGUUAUUCUAAGGUGAAAUUGUGCUUUGUUCACUUCCUUCCCUUCUCCUGUUCAGCAAAAACCCCUGAGUUCAUAAGGUUAUAAGACUUCAUAAAGUUCAAACGUGUGUGUUAAAGCCAAAUUCACACUGAGACAAGCACCGCAGCAAUGAUGUUAGCAGUUUACACUUGACUAUUAUGUUUUUCUUACUAUCCUUGUUUUUUCCGUAAUAAAUUCAACAUAAUUGACCUUGA